Molecule: messenger RNA, 204 nt
Organism: Podospora pseudopauciseta
Lineage: Eukaryota; Fungi; Ascomycota; Sordariomycetes; Sordariales; Podosporaceae
Exons: 2
Coding region: 1-204 (67 amino acids)
Source: RefSeq, a predicted model, not a curated record
AUGGCCGUUUCCAAACACAGGAUCCCGUUGUUGUACUUGUUGCCGGGGGGCUCGCGACCGGACGAGAGGUGGGAGACCACUGUCAAGAAAAGGAGGGUUAGUUUUGGGUUGGUCGCUAUUCGAAGCCAAGGAGAUAGGGUCAUGUGCUGGUUGAACUCGAUGGCGAUGCGGCUGGGCGACUCGUUUUUCGCUAUCCACUCGUGA